Molecule: messenger RNA, 2405 nt
Organism: Macrosteles quadrilineatus (aster leafhopper)
Lineage: Eukaryota; Metazoa; Arthropoda; Insecta; Hemiptera; Cicadellidae
Exons: 2
Coding region: 86-553 (155 amino acids)
Source: RefSeq, a predicted model, not a curated record
UACAUGUCAGCUGUUAUGUGACCAUUGUGAUUCUUGUUUUCACGAGUUUGUUUGUUCAUGUCCUGACAGUUGUAUCAAAAAUAAUAUGUGUAAGCAUAUCCAUGCUGUGGCAUGCACAUUACCGAAAGAAAGAGAAAACACCAAUUAUGAUUGUGGUAACAUGGAAAUUAAUUUUGAUUUUGUCGAAGAGGAGAGCAACUUGUUGGAAGAAGUAAGCCAACCAGUCGAGCCUAACUUAUCUCUUGAAAACAUCAAGAAGAAAAUUGCAGAUGAAGUCGAAAAUAUCACAAGAAGAGUGACAAACAUGGAUCAAGGGAUCUACAUUUUGCAAGAGUUGAAGAAAAUGUCUACCACAGUUGAUGCUAUGAAUUUACCUUCAACUUCCACAUCAACUCUAAAGAUCACCAGCUCUGUGUCACCAGCAAAUGCAAAUAUCAUCCAACAAAGGAGAUUUACUUCCACUAAGAAAGUGAACAGAAAAUCUCAAAAGUUCAAUAACAAGAAGAUAUCCAAGAGGAAGAGAGAUGAAAUAGCAUUUAAUCUGCUUCAUUAAUUCUUCAUUUUGCACCGACACUGUUACUAUAGAGAUUGUUAUUUUUUAUAUACGUUAACUACAAGAGGACGUUUCUCUGGAGGACCAAAACCCCCCACCACUGCGCCCUGUGGGAAAGCGGAAUUUAACCCACCAGUAGCACAGACUUUUUCAAAUAUGUAGGCCUACAUCUUUUGUUAGAAUUUGAGGCAUAGGCUAUUUAUAAUUUUAUUUUAUGAACAGAACUAUUUUUAAUUUACUAGUAAACCUUCAUUAGAUUUUUUUCUUAUAUCUCUUUUAAAUUAUCAGCAUCUUUUCCGCGUUCCCGCUUCCGCGCCUAGGAUAACUCAGCUUAAGGGGACACAUUAUAAAGCAAUUUUUAUUAGGGUGGAUUAUAUUGAACUUUAGCCAUAAACAAUAGCUUACAUUACACUAAAAUGUUAGUUAGGUGCAUUUUAAGACAAAAAUUAAUCUCUUGACACUUAAUAAAUCCUCAUCUUAUGUACACAAAAGGUACUAAAGUAUAUGUACAAUGCUGAAUUAUAUUGAUAGAUUAGCCUAUAAAGCAAGUGUAGGCUUUGGCAUUUGUCAAUUUGCAACAUUUAUCGACAGGUGACACGCUACAUGCUGAUCCAAUCUUUAACCAACUUAAUUGCAAUUCAUAACCCUAUCAAAUGAAUUUGCUAAACUUAGCUUAGUUUUAAAGCGUCAGGUUGUAUCUAUACCAUAUAACAUUGUAAACAAUAACAUAAUUGGCUUCCUUUGUAAAAGCCAUGAAUAAUUCUAGUAUGUUAAAAAAUAAGGUUUCCGAGGGAGCCGCAAUUGUUUUGAGUUUUAUCUUCAUUUAAGAGGAAGCCAUUAGAUUCAAACCAAAUAGAGGCUUGUUAAAGAUUGUUUAAGGUUGGGAUUAAUAUUAAAACAUGUUGUAUCAUCUGCAUACAAAUAAGUUUUACUUGUUAGAAAAACAUGUUUUUUUAAUUAGAAGUGUAUGCAUCAUAUCUGUUGCAGACAUGAAUCUUAGUUCAAUGGGCGGGGCUUAGGCUUUGUACCUGUGACAUGCACAUUUUCGGUUGGUUGAAAGUUAUUAGAGAGUUUUUAUUAUAACGAUAUCGUUAAUUAAUAAGGUUUAUGUGGUCACAUCAACUUAUAGAACCGUACAAAUAAUUUUUAUAAUAUACUAAUUCAUUCAUAUUUCUCAGAAGUGUUCGCAUUAACAAUUGCAGACAUGAAUGUUGGUCCAGUGGGCGGGGCUUAAUCUUUAUAACGGGAAUAUUCAUAUUUUGGGUUAGUUUAAAGUAAUGAGACAGUUUUUAUUGUAAUCAUUUUGGUAAUUACAAAGGGUUAUAGGGUCGCUUCCAUUUUUAAAAGCGCUCACGGUAUGGUAUUUCAUCACUUUGCACAGCUGUGAGUCUAUAACAAACAGUUUGAAUCAAUACCAUGUUAGGCUCAUUACAUGGGACAUUUUUAGAGAUAUUGGCUUGUUAGAAUUGUAUUUUGUUAUGUUUUUUAUUAAGAUAUAUGUGGUCGCAUCCAUUUUUAGAAGCGCUCACGGCAUUACAUUUAGCUUCGCAUUGCUGCAAAUUCACUACAAAUGUUUGAAUCAGGUCUGAAUGAAAUGAAUCUUAGACCAGAGGGCAGGUCUUAAGUUCAAUACAUAGGAAAUGAACAUUUGCAAUUAACAUAGACCUAUUGACCUAUUAAAAAUGUAAUUAUUAUGUUGUUUAUAUAAAGGUAUAUGUGGUCACAACCAUUUAGUUAGAAAAACAUUACAACUAAAAACAAAUUGUACCUUACUUUCAACAAUAGGCAGAGGCUAAGUCUUGUACAUACAUGUAAUAUAAAACAUAUAAAUAAAAUGUUGUUUAAGUAUUAA